AUGGAUGCACUAUUAAAACCUGUGAUAGAUAAUUACUCUAAGUAUUACAUAGAUAAGCAAAAGUCUCCAAGUUACGUUCAGAUGUAUACUAAAGAUGCUAAAGAAAUUAUAUUAGUUUAUAACAAGGUAAAACAAAGCUCUAAUAUGACAGAAAAUUUCGUGAAAAAUAACAGGAAUGAGACUGAGGAGCUGGAACUAACAGGAUCUCCACUGAAGCUGGAUUUAAGUUUGCAUACAAUAUUAGAUGAUACAAUGAUAUCAGAUGAACCUCAACUGUACAGUAAAGAGGAAAUCAUGCAUGGGCCUAUCAGCAUUGAAAUUGCAAGGAAAAUAGCAAAUCUCUACAACAAAAAUCGUGACAAAGUAUUACCAGAGGAUGCAGUGCCGAUGUGGAUUUUGAUCAAUCCCAUAGAAGUCAGCAAACCAUUACUCCUAACUGUGCAGUCGGAUCAGAACCAUUUUGCAAGAGGUUUAGUCACGUAUGUUGAAACUCUAAACUUGGAUGAUGUUGAUUUGGAUCAGCUGCUUGAGGAUUAUGCUAAUCAGGAAGAACUAAGUGCAAAUUUAGUGAGCAGCAUAGUGGACUGUAUAUACUUGAUAUCGGGCAUAUCAUACGGCUCCCAUUCUUCAGAUGAACUCGUCAAUGCCCCACACAAUGGUCUCACAGAGCUGAAAUGUGAAUGGACUAACAAGACUUUACAUACGCCAUUUAUAAGCUGUAAAGUUCAUUUGGAGCAAGAAGUUAUUGUCGGCCACCUAGCAACUCCAACCAAUGCUAUUUGGAAGUCAGUAUGUGCAUUACACAAUUUGAACCAGCUACUCGUCGACAUGACGGCCGCAGGAUACUCGUCUGUCAACUUAGAAACUGCUGUAGUUAGGCACAAUGUCCCAGGUUCGAGGCAGCCGAACAACGAGAAGCGUAUCAACGAACUCUUGAACGAGACAGAAACGUACGCAUACACAGCGGAAUGUCCCGCCGGCGGGUGUAUCUGCAUCUCUGAGGAGACCAGCCGGUUGGGGCAGUGUCUGAGUGAAAUGAACGCUAUGGGUUCUAGCAAUGAUUUUACGUAUAAACUGUGGGACAUAUUGAGAGAUUGCGUCACAGCAGAAGAAUUAGUAACAUUAUUGAUACAAGCGCUCAAAUUUAUAUCGUCAGGCAAAAUACGACCAUUUAUAGACGCCAACAAUAAAACAUAUCUGUCCAAAUUAGUGUUAAAACUAUCUCGAGGCCACUCCCAAGCGUCGAAGGUACUAAAAAACUUACGAGCCAGUCCUCCACAAGCAUUGUCGUUGAUAGCCCAAGUUGGAAUUGAGAAGACUAUGUGGGAAUAUACGAAGGUCAUGUCUCUGUUAGAGCAUUCGUUCUUCAUUGCUGGUAUUUGGACCAAUGAAGCCAGAACGCACGAGUCAAUAGAACAAAUAAACCAAACUAUCCAAGACAUGACUAUGAGCGGUGGGGACUUCACACUCAAUCCGUUUGAGUCUCUCACAAGCGCCGAACACUCCAUACGGUUAGACUGCGAGUCAUUCUACGAAGAGGAUUGCCAUGAAUUGACCGUUGAUGAUUUCGCUUCUCUGAAGAAACAUGGGCUUGUUACUGAGAAGAAGGAUGUUAAUGAGGUGCCGUUAAUAAACGAUGAGAUUGACAUAAGCCCGUGGAAAAACCUGCUGAUGAAAUUCGCACAAGUACAUGUAUGCCUGGAGCAUUUGUAUCGCGCUGAAAAUUGUUUAAGGCUUGAUUUUGCCAGCCUUAAGCCAAUAGUGUCUCGAUUGUUAGAACAUUACGUGUCGGAGAAAUCGCCUAUACGAACAGUAGGACAAUUGAUGAGCGAUCCUCUACAAAAGAUCAGCAUGCCUAUUGCUAACAACAUAGUGCAGGAUCAUUUGAAGAAACCCGCUUACUGGUAUCGCGUGGAGAUGACCAGGACAGAGAAGGCAGCUGAUAAAGGUAUUCAGAGGGAUUCUAGAAUGGUCUACGUUUUCUCUCAACAACCAGUGCUCCCGCCAUCUGUUUGGCAAAAUAUAGACCCUCCGACAGAAGAAAUUGGUGAUAUUGCAGAAGUGACAACAAUGGGUGAAGAAUUAAAAUAUCACGUCACAAAGUAUACAUUCGUUAGGAAUAAGCUGUUAAACAGGCUGCCAUUUUAA
Molecule: messenger RNA, 2148 nt
Organism: Arctia plantaginis
Lineage: Eukaryota; Metazoa; Arthropoda; Insecta; Lepidoptera; Erebidae
Source: the annotation of a GenBank genome assembly